This is a messenger RNA of Mercenaria mercenaria, 3330 nucleotides long. RefSeq lists its product as uncharacterized. Bases 115 to 2679 code for a protein of 854 amino acids. The record is from RefSeq and is a predicted model, not a curated record. The transcript is spliced from 7 exons. NCBI's taxonomy places the organism in Eukaryota, Metazoa, Mollusca, Bivalvia, Venerida, Veneridae. Gene Ontology annotation, molecular function: oxidoreductase activity.
UGACGUUAGGACAGAUUUAAAAGAAUAUCAUUAAUGACCUGCUUAUUGGUAAAUUAGACAAACUGAACAGAUAUUUAAGGAGGUGUACUAAUAUUAUAGUCUCACUUGGUGAUUAUGAUGAUGACAAUAAAGGUAUUUGUGUGUAUCAGCUUCCUAUGGGCUGCUGUCCACAUCAGGGAAGGCAAUGCACUGGUUGAACCCCUUGAAUAUUUACCACAAGAUCUACAGGAUAACCUGAAUAUAUGUCAAGGUUCUGGCGAUUUGACACAGCAGUCAGCUAGAACGGUGUUUUGGACUUCAAUUAAUCAGUUCUGCUCAAAGUUUGUACACAGCAGACCAGACUUAACGCCACGCCAAGCUGCCUACUUAACGAAUUCAUUGCAAGACGCCUUUGCUCCAUUCUAUCCCAAUACCAAUGGAAGAGUGAAAAGGCAAGCAGCUCUUGCACCCCGAACAAGGCAAGAAAUACGGACAUUGUCAGACAGGCAGCGAAGAAGUUUUUUUGCAGCAGUAAAUGCUAUGAAACGAAACACGCUUUUGCCGCCUAACGUCUACGACUUCUUGGCAGAUUACCAUCGAGGUAAUAAUCUUAGAGCUGCCCAUGUUGGACCCGCAUUUGCAUCUUGGCAUCGGCUAUAUUUGUGGAUAUUCGAAUAUUUCCUCCGACGUGAAGACCCAGCGGCCACACUUCCAUAUUGGGCAUCAAUGUUUGAUAAUGGUAUAGACUUUAGAGAGUCGGUCCUUUGGCAUGAAACGUUUCUUGGCAAUGGAGAUGGUCAACCACGAAAUGGACCAUUCCGAGACUGGCCACAACUGACCCCAGGAAGAGUGUUCACACGUAACGUACAAAACUUAGAAUUAUACACGUGGGACGGUAUCGCAAGAAUACUCAACCAAAUAAGGAACGCGAACAUAAGUUUUCCGACAGCCCCAGCAGAUUCCAAUUUAGAAUCACAGCAUGGAGGUCCCCAUAUCGCUAUAGGCGGAUCAAUGAGCAGCUUAGAUUUCGCCACUCGUGACCCUAGUUUUUUUCUCCAUCAUGCUUUUGUCGACGCGCUUUGGUGGUGGUUUAGACGAAAUCAAACAAGAAAUGGCAUAAAUCCUGAAACUGAUUAUCCAUACAAUGCUAACGAUCCAAGAUUUAGAAGAGAACAUGCCCCAGAUUAUAAUGCUGGCUUUGCAGGAUUGAGUGGAGCUAGUACAUGGAGGCAGCGACUAGGAUUCUUAAAUGAAUUAGAUCGACUAGUCAGAUACCGACCAAUACCAGAAUGUCCAUGCGGUAAUUCACGAUAUUUGCGCUGUGAUGAUAGAACAAAUCGUUGUAGGGCUAUAACCAUAGCUGAACUAGAAACAGCAAAUCUGUUAAGUAGUUCUGCCAGAACAGCUGGGAGAAAAAAACGAGCACCUACCUUUAGCAUACCUCUGCCACAGGAUACCAGUUUUGAUGUUUGUCCUAGAAGAUCAUAUCUCAAUGAUAUUGAUACUAGAAGACUAGGCUGGUCUGAGCCAAUGUCUAAUAAAAAUUCCGAAGAAUGGUCCUAUAUUUCCGUGAAGGUCGUGGCAAAACGCGCGAUGGAGUACCACGAGUUCGACAAAUAUUCAUUGUAUAAUCAAGGUAGAAAUGCACAAUUUGGACAAAAAGAUGAACUAUUUAGGCCAGGUAUACAAAAAAGGUACCAAAACUGCGAAAAGAAUCAAGAUGCGGUUGGUAAAAUUACUAUCGUUUCCCACGGUCUCAAUUAUCAUGGUUACGCUGAAGAAUAUGCAAUUUUAGAUAAUAGACUAGGUGUGUCGGAAGCCAAAGCGGUGAUUCCAGUCAAAAUGCCCACAGCAUCCCACCCAACUGAAGCGAUAAUCGCAGCGUUUGAUUCGUGCGGAAGAGCAUGUAAACCAUAUCUAAAAAAAGGAACAACUGGUGCUAUGUUUACCGACAGCCAUUUUACUGGUGGCAUCAGAGUAUCCCGAACUGCACCUCAACAGUACGCUAAUUCGUAUAAAGAUGCUCUUCUAAAGAUGUGGGAUGUCCCUUCGCAAUCUUCCUGUCCAAACGUAAACUAUGACAGCAUUCCGCUUUCAUUCUUCUGCGAAUACACUGAUACAUGGAUAUGGGGUUCUGCCAAUACUAUGCCCGGUGGAGGACAUGGUAUGGUUGAUCAAGGUCAGGGAUCUCACAUGAGGCCUUGGCAAGGAUCUCAAACUGGGCUUGGGCAGGGAUCGAACACUGGAUGGCAAGGGGUUCACAGUCGACCUGGACAAGAACCUGAUGUUGGACGUGGACAAGGAUCGCUUACUGGAUCUGGGAUAGACAUAGGCAGAAUGCCACCUUUAAGACGAGGUGGUAGAGUGACAGGAGGUCGUAGAAGGCAUGGUGAUAGAACUUACUCACACGACCGAGUAAGACCAAGGCGGCCAUCACAUAGAUUAUUAGAUCUACAUUUCCCCUGGAGUUCGCCCGUACCUCCAGUAAGACCCGGCCCGGUAUACCACCAUUUAGAGGCUCGUCGAGGUCCACAUCACUAUCUAGAGAUUCCUCGAGGUCCACAUCACCGUCUAGAGGCUCAUCAGGAUCCAUACUUCCCCUACCCGGCCGUUAUUCCGGGAGAACUGUUCGGAGCCGGGCCGUCUGGGUUUAAUUACGCAAGACAUCCAUGUAUAUGGUGCUUUAAAAUAUUUAGAUAAAAUAAGUUAAGAUAGUGUUGUACAAGAGGUACUUGUAUAUGAUUUUUUCUUUUGUUUUUGUUGUUACUGUUGUUGUUGUUGUUUCUGUUGAUGUUUUAUUUGCUGCGCUCUUUUUUGAGGAGUUAGAAAAACAAAAUCAAGUCUUUGAGUUCUUAUUUUUACCAGACUACUAUCAUUUAGUUCAUCAUUAAUUGAUUUAAUUAAUUAAAUUAAUUAACUGAUAACGCUGUCUUAAAUAGAAAAACGUGUAUGCUAGAAUAGAUUAGUCUUCCGUGUAAAGCGAAUGUACUGCAAAUAACAAUAAUAAUAAUCAUAAUAAUAAUGAUGAUAAUAAUAUGUAUAAUGAUAAGGAUAAUAAUAAUAAUGGUUAUAAUAAUAUAAAGGUUCAUUUAAAGAGGAUAAUAUUUUUAGCUAUAGCUAGUGUAACAUAUUGACCUCGAACAUGACAAUUUAAAAACUCUGUUCAUAGUAUGUAACAUAGACAGUGAAGUAAAAGACGUGAAUGAAAAUAACGUAUUCUGAACAAAUUAUUCCUUAGCGGCAUAUGCAGUAUGUAGUACAUUGAAAAGACAUUUUAAAUCGAGGAAAUAUCAGAAGGUAAAAUUAUAUACAAGUUUUUAAAGAAUAAAUGUUAUUUGUAAUCCGCGGACC